AUGAAGACGCCAGUAGUGACGACGACAGUACCUGAGGUGAGCGAGAUUUCGGAAGUUGGAGAUGAAACAACGGAUGUUCCGAUAGGUGAGGUUGAGGGAGUGCUAGAUGACCAGGACUCCGAUGACGAUGGAUUUUUCGACUCGAUUAGUGUCGAAGAAGGUUUUCCAGAAGUUAGCUUGGAAGAUAUCCCAACAGUGGAACCCGAAGAUGAUGUUUUUUCGGACUUGCCAGUGUCAGUGAUGGCUUGCACGCCAGUUCAGCAGCUCGAGCUAGAGUACGAGCGUGUCAUCCGAAUAAGUGCUGAAGAAUUAGACCUCGAACCGGCAGUGUAUAUUCAUGAAGGGAGUGAGACAUUAUCACAACUCCGAGAACAACUUGCGUUGCUUCCGGAUAUCGAAGAAUUAUCCCCGAAAUGUGAUAUCGAUUCGACCGACGUUGGUGAAUCUGGGAUGAGUACCCCAGAAGACGAGCAAAGAUUGAGAGGGAUUCUGAAGUAUCAUCGAGCCAUCUUUCUGGGAGACGGGAAUGCGGUUCCAGCUCCGGCGCGGGGUGUCAUCUGUGAUUUGGAUGUUGGAGAGGCGAACCCAGUCGCUCAGCGCCCCCGAUCGGUCGCUCCACAUUUAUCGAUCAAAGUGUAUGAACUGCUGAAGAAGCUUUUGGAAACCCGACUCAUCGAACACUCAGAAUCACCAUGGGCAUCACCUAUUGUGAUUGUCCUCAAGAAAAAUGAUGAUCUACUGGUUGGGUUCGAGGCUGUCAUGUGGUUUAUGAACCUGGAUAUGGCGAGCGGCUUUUGGGCGAUCAAGAUGUCUGAAAGGGCGAAGCUGAUAUCGGCGUUCGUCUGUCCGUUCGGACAUUUCCAAUGA
Phytophthora megakarya is the source of this 867-nucleotide messenger RNA. The record is from the annotation of a GenBank genome assembly. Lineage: Eukaryota; Oomycota; Peronosporomycetes; Peronosporales; Peronosporaceae.